UAAAGCAAAGAUCGCUUUUACAUACUGUCGACAUUCAAAUGAAGCAUCAGCUUGACACUGUUCGAUAACGUAGUGUCGUGAUUAACAAAGUCCCUUUGUAUCGAUGUAAUAUAGUUAAAAUUUAAUUUUCAUGUCAAAAAUGUAUUGUAAAGAUUAAUAAUCGAUAGAUAACAGUUUUUAAAUUAUAAAAGUGGCUCAGAGGAGCGAAUCGGUACAGUUAGUGGAGUGUGUAUUGUACCACGAAGUGAGGGAUUAUUUGAAAAGUUACAAAAAAUUUAGUAUGAAAUUGGUUAUUCUUUUGGCGCUGUGUGCCGUUGCAGCAGCAGCCCCUAAAGCCAACAGAGAUGCUUUUGCCAUAGAGGAGUUCGAAAGAUUUCAAGCUACUGGAAAUCGCAACAUUCUCAUCAAUGCUAUCAUAACGACGCUCUUCCAACGUCUUCGCUCUAUAAUUUUAGAAGGAUGGGAAGAGAAAGGAGUUCCCGUACUUGAUCCUCUUGUGAUUGAAAGCACGCAUAUCACUAUUCCUGCAGAAAUCAUAAAUUUGGAUCUGCAACUGAAAAACGCUCAAGCAACGGGAGUGGGAGACUUCGUUGUCCACAAAAGUAUUUUGAAUGUUAACGAGAUAUCCUUCGAUGUGGACAUUUCUGUGCCAACACUCGAAAUCAGUGCUGAAGAAUAUGACCUGCUUGGUGACUUCUUUGCCGCUAUUCCUCUGUAUGGAAAGGGUGGUGCCGUAUUCCAUAUUGAAGGAUUCAGAUUUAGCGCAAAACUAUUCUUGAAACAAUCUGAGGACGAGAAAUCUAUCCUUAUCGAACGAAUUGAAAAUCUGACGUUUGUCAUCCCAGGAUUCAAGUCAAACUUGGAUGGCGCUGUUGGCGGAGGAGACAUUGACAAUAUUGUGAACGCACUUGUCGAGGAAGUAAUCAUCGACUACGUGAAUCGUUUUCGCGGAGCUAUUGCAAAGGUCGCUAACGGAGCUUUAGUGAGAAUCCUAAAUACGUUCUUGGAUGGUCUAAACACCUGGCAUUACCUGGCUAUGUUACUACCUAAAUGAUUUUGAGUUCGCCCAAUAAAAAGAUUUGUUUCUUA
Molecule: messenger RNA, 1089 nt
Organism: Bombyx mori (domestic silkworm)
Lineage: Eukaryota; Metazoa; Arthropoda; Insecta; Lepidoptera; Bombycidae
Exons: 7
Coding region: 281-1054 (257 amino acids)
Source: RefSeq, a predicted model, not a curated record